Molecule: messenger RNA, 2816 nt
Organism: Exaiptasia diaphana
Lineage: Eukaryota; Metazoa; Cnidaria; Anthozoa; Actiniaria; Aiptasiidae
Product: centromere protein I-like
Exons: 23
Coding region: 87-2162 (691 amino acids)
Cellular component (GO): kinetochore
Source: RefSeq, a predicted model, not a curated record
AAAGCUUCUUGGCUUAUUUACGACCGUUUAUCACAAAUUCAGCUGAUUUGUAUUCUUCGCAAUGCUACCUCAUUAUCAUAUGAAUAAUGGAUGAAAUUAUUAUACCAAAAGGAAGAGUCGUUGAGGUGAUUUCGUUCCUAAACGAUCAAGAUGCUCAAGCACGCAAAAACAGGGGGAAUCUCAAAACAGCUCUAGCUGUUGAAACGAUAGAAAAUUAUGCUCGUCGGGAAGGAUUGUCUGGCGAUUUGAUCAUUGAACUUGUAGACCUUGCUUGCAGCAAGAAAUAUAAUGAAAACAUUUCUGGAAAAAUUAUCAAGUCUCUAAUUCCUGAAGACUGUGUUCCAAACCUUGCAAUUCUGAAAGUGAUUUCUUGGAUAUGCACAAAUACACUGUCAAGUAACUUCCAGGCACUACUUCUGCGAUGGAUUAUUGUUGUAUACAAGCUUAUUGAUGACAUUUCAUAUCUGCAUUCUUUGUAUGGCAUCUUGUUCCUUUUUCUUGAAAGUGAUGUUKUGUGUCCACAUGCUUGUUUGCUGCUCUCUCACCUCACAAGACAAGAUGAUGUAAAACAUUUCAGAAUCAAGAAAUUACUAAACCUGCAAAGUCGGGUGGGGCCCCAACGACAUUUGACAGGUCUGCUGUCAGUUUACAAAAUGUUCUGUCCUCAUUUGGUAUCCAUGGCAACACCUUCAAACUCUUCGUGGUUCAAGACAAAAGAUAAAGGUUGGUGUGAAGCAGUAGCCAAAAUACAGGCCAAAAGAAGUUCUAGAAUCUCGCCUGAGAGAUUAUUCAUCCACAUAAGAGGACCAUCAAGCUCUAUGUCCAAGAGAAGAAGGAUAGGUGUGAAGCCUUGUCCAACCAAAGUGCAAUGUGUAGAUGAAACAUGUACAAGCAAUCGGUCCAACAAGAUGUCUAUAGUGGAUUUGAAUGACUUUAAUGAUUUAUUGGAAAAUAUUGACAGAAUUGAGUUUCCAAGCCAAAUAGGCUCUGUUCUUGAGUCUCCAUUCCUGCAACACGUGUUGUGCUGUAACCCAAGUAGUAUAACUCUUCAAAGAUUGAACUUCUGGCUUUACCAGUUUCUGCAUCAAGCAUUUCUCCAACAAGAAUCAACAGGAAAUGAUGAAGCAGAGAGCAUGAUUCUUCACUCUUUGAUUCAAAUGACAUCUUUUCUACAGGAGUCAAUACCAGCCAUGGAGGUAUGGUUAAUGCAAUAUCUUCACACCUGGAAUAAUGAGGAUUAUAGAACUCUUAUCCUGGAGCUCAUCAAAUAUUUGAAAAUGCAUCCCUUUGUUAAGCUGAAUGAAUUAUUUUUAGAGCCAUUAAGGAAGCUUUUCUUUGCAUCGUCAGUAUAUGUCAAGUCACAAGUACUGUGCUGUUAUACUGAACUUUUGAGAAAUUUUGCUYCUAUUGAAUUACCAAGAGCUCAGCAGUUACAAGAUGACACUUUACUUUCUAAAAGUUCUUCUGUCUUUCUUGAGGAAAAACAGACCAUAAAUGAUUAUCCAGAACAAACCAUUUAUGAUUUCAUUAAGUAUGUGGACCGCAUGUGUGUUGUUGCAUUACAGGUAGAAAAAGACCAUCCUUUGCUACAGCAUUGCAUUUUGAACUUCUUUGAGCUGGUUUCUGUGRUGCAUACCCGUUUCAAAGUUCCAUUCGUGGUCAUUCCAUCACCACCCAUAGUUUAUCAACUAUUUUUUMCUGAAAAUGCCAUGGCAUGCUCUAGGAUUUGUCAAAUUAUUGUCAAUUAUAGGGAAACCUUUGUUUCUCUGAAAAGCUUUGAGAAGGAUCAUCCUGGUCCCAGUUCUAUACCAAAUAGUGGAUCAAGCAUACAAACUCUUAAUCAGUACAUCUUGGACAUCAGUGAUAGUCUUUGGAGGAACAAAGCCUUUUUAGACACUGAGAAAUCUUUAUGCUUUAGCAUGCCAUGGGAUGCUGAAAACGUAGACAUACCACACAUGAAUGAACGGUUUGCUKUUCAUCAUCAUCCUGCACUUGUUGGUUUUGCAUGGACUUUCCUUCAACAGACACAACCAGAAGAUGUUUUAUUAAAUCCUAGUCUUAUCAAGGGAAAUGUCAGGCAAGCUUACCUAGAGUAUCUUGUUCAGGUGAAAYUACAAGGAGUUGUCUCUUUUUUGGAGACAUUUAUUCGCCAGAGGAAGUAAUGUACAAGUUAUUAUAUAAUGUUUAAUCAGUGGCACAUCAAGAGAGAGGGUGCAAUAUCAGACAAUAACAAUAUGUCAUGGUACURAUUUGCUUUGCCUCCAGUGGUAAUUUUCARUAUCACCAUUUGGCAUAUAGCGUUUUCCUUUUUGCUCCAAWAACACAACUUCUUCUAUGAGAAAUUYUGGUGAURRAACCUGGAUUUUGGUGUCUUUCACAAGUACUGUGUUUUACGUYAAAUAAUCACUCUGAAACAGCUUUUAAGUUUUAGUUUUUAAAGCCUUGUGAUUGAGCUAAUAUUAAGACAUCUCGAUAAGCCAUUCAAGAGGAUCGGGUCUGAAAUGUCUGAUCUUUGAAUUCAAAUGUGUCCAUCAUUGUUUAAGAAGUGUAUUAUUUUAAUAAUAUAUGUCAAUUGCAAUGAAACUCAUUUUUACCAAUUAAAAUUAACCCAAAUGAAACAUGAUUUUUUCCACCAGUAAGAUAUUAAAACUAUAUAAUUGUUUAUACAAUAAGUACACUAUGAAUGAUACUUUAUGAUUGUGGAUUCAACGAAGGAAAAGGAAGUACACUACUAGUCUCCUCAGAUGCAAGGAGAUUAAGUUAACUACUGGAAAGGUUAUAUAUAAUAAAGUUACUCCCACUAUUGUGACAUAAUA